Messenger RNA from Symbiodinium natans, 1356 nucleotides. NCBI's taxonomy places the organism in Eukaryota, Dinophyceae, Suessiales, Symbiodiniaceae. The record is from the annotation of a GenBank genome assembly.
AUGGGAUCGCUGAAUUGCCACCAGGCCAGGCACAAGCCGGGCCGGGCAGCAGCCAACCAGCUGCACCUCCGGAAAGGCGUCGUUCUGGCGCCCCCAACGAAGCCGCUGCUUGUCCAGCUCACGCCGGACGUUUUAUUCCACGUCCUCUGGUGCCUGGCUGGUGGCCUUGGGGAUGUCCGGUCGUUCCAAGCAGCCAUGGCGCUGCGCAGCGCUGGCCGCGGGCUCCGGGAGGCUCUCGACCAGUCUCCGUUCUGGCAGCGCAAGGUGCAUUGCAUGCUGGCCCCCAGAAGCCACCCGCAGCUGCAGCUGGACUUCGUGGAACCCUGCAAGGGCCGGCGGCUCUGCGUGACCUUGCUCUGCGCCGCCCGGCUGCUGCAGCACGUGCUCAGCUGCGACUGGAUCGCCCUCCACGACGUGCACGUGCUCCUCAAGGGCCUGGGCCUGACCUGCGAGUGGAGCAUGGUCUUGCUCCUUCGGCAGCUUGUUGCCUUCUCCAUGGACAUCUUCCCACCCCCUUCGGUACACUGGCUGAGGGACCUGCUGGAAGGCUUCGUUGCUCCCUGGGAGCGGUGCAGCCCGCCGCCCCUGGUGAAGGAGCUGGAAGGGUUCCGAGACUGGCUACAGCGGAACGUCUCCGAGGAGAUCUGGUCAUGGAGGCGUCUCGCCGAGACGACGGCCUUCUAUGACGACGCGCUCAGCAAGAAACACCAGCGGAAGUAUGCGAGUAAGGCCAUGCAGGUGGCAGCCUGGGUACUCUUGGUCCGUGAGUUCUUCGUCCACAAUGUGGGCUACGGAGGACCCCAGGUGCCUGGGGCCCAAGCAAUCUCGCCGCGGUUGAAGGCCAGGCUGCGUGGCGAUCGGCUGAGCCAGACCUGGGUUGUUCCUCUGCUGCUCGUGGAGCCGCUCCGGCGCCAGCGGACUGAGGUGGCCGAAGGCUGGUGGAACGGUUUGGCCUUGACAGAAGACCACACGCAGGAUCAGCGAAACACGAGCAUCAAUGUCGGUUCCAGCACUGUGCUUCGGUUUCCCAAGCUUUCGCUGGACCGCUGGUGGAUCCACUCGCAGCGUGGGGUUGCCAGCAGCGCCGCCAGCUCCAAAUGGGUUCAGCUGGAUGCCAGGUUGGAUGCUUCGGGUAUCUACUCGGGUCAGUGGGUCGAAGAGGACCUACGCUGGCCGCUGGACUCCACCGUCUUCACGCUGGCCGGUGGCACCAGCUUUCUCUCCAUGGUCUCACCCGAGGCCCCCUCCAAGGGUCUUGUCGAAGUCUUCGGCCUCGCCGCCGCGCAGCACGAGGGCGACGUCGUGCUCAGGUGCUUCUACCUGGUCCGCUCGGAGGAUGCCUUGGGCUCCCCAUGA